GUAGUGGUAAGAUUCCCACCGGAAGCAAGUGGCUACCUGCACAUUGGUCAUGCCAAAGCAGCUCUCUUAAAUCAGUAUUACGCCGAGGCUUUUCAAGGACAGCUCAUCAUGCGAUUUGACGACACAAAUCCAGCGAAGGAGACCGUAGAAUUUGAGGACGCUAUAUUGGAAGAUUUAAGAUUACUGCAAAUUAAGCCUGAUCGUUUUACGCAUACCUCGGAUUACUUUGAGAUAUUACAAGACUAUUGUACUACAUUAAUUAAGAAUGGAAAGGCAUACGUGGAUGGCACCCCGGCGAAUCUUAUGAAAGAACAACGCGAUCAGAGAUUGAAAUCUACAUAUCGAGAUAGCUCCGUUGACGAUAAUCUGGCAUUGUGGGAAGAAAUGAAACGCGGUACCGAGGAGGGUCAAAAGUACUGUGUCAGGGCAAAGAUCGAUUAUCAGUCAACAAACGGAUGCAUGCGCGAUCCAACAAUUUACCGUUGCAAGCCAGAAUCUCAUCCACGUACUGGAAACAAAUACAAGGUGUAUCCUACGUAUGAUUUUGCCUGUCCAAUUGUCGACGCUAUUGAAAACGUUACUCACACUUUACGUACCACGGAGUAUCAUGAUAGAGAUGCUCAAUUUUAUUGGAUAAUCGAGAGUUUGGGAUUGCGUCGCCCGUACAUUUGGGAAUAUUCACGGUUAAACAUGACGCAUACGGUUUUAUCUAAACGAAAGUUAACCUGGUUCGUAAAUGAAGGCCUAGUCGAUGGCUGGGACGAUCCACGCUUUCCGACAGUGAGAGGCAUUCUGAGACGAGGAAUGACAGUUGAGGGUCUGAAACAAUUUAUCAUCGCACAAGGUAGUUCCAGAUCGGUGGUCUUCAUGGAGUGGGAUAAAAUAUGGGCUUUUAACAAGAAAGUCAUCGACCCAGUCGCAGUCAGGUAUACCUCAUUGGAUUACAAUGAAAUGAUACCGGUGAAUGUAGUAGAUGCUAAAGAAGAGUGGUUGAGUGUGCAAAAUCAUCCUAAAGAUUCAUCUAAAGGUACCAAACGAGUGCGAGUGGGCCCUAAAAUAUUGAUAGAAAAGGAGGAUGCUGAAAGAUUAAUCGAAGGACAGAAUGCAACCUUUAUCAAUUGGGGUAAUUUAAUGAUACUAAAAAUAAAUAAGCAGGCUGGCAACAUAGUACAUGUGGAAGCACGACUAAAUUUGGAGGACAAAAAUUACAAAAACACCUUGAAGAUUACAUGGCUGGCUGAGUCGUUACCCAGAUCUGAUCCAAAUGCGGAAAAGUCAAAUCCAAUAAAAUGCUAAGCUGUUUACUUUGAUCACAUUUUGAGCGUGCCGAGUUUGGGUAAAGACGACGAUUUUAAAAACUUUGUUACCAAGGAUACAAGAAAAGAGGUUCAAAUGCUGGGUGAAGUGGAACUCAAACGCGUGAAGAAGGGGGAGAUAAUUCAACUGCAGAGGAAGGGAUUUUUUAUUUGUGACGUUCCGUAUGCCACCAUUAGUUCUUAUUCAUCACGGGAACAACCUAUUAUAUUGUUCCAUAUACCCGAUGGACAUACAACAACACCUUAUAUGACGCCUGCAGUGUCACGUAAUCAACAGGAAGAUAAAAUGCAAUGCGUCAGCAAUCAAGAUGAAGUGAUCGUAUACAGAAAUCCUUUAGAAAAAAUAGAAGAAAGUAAGACAAAGUCAGAGAACAAAGAAAUUUCAAAAGCAGACAUGAUAUCCGAAGAAAUAAAGAAGCAAGGCGACAAAGUGCAAAAUCUAAAAAGCAUUAUUGGUCAAAAAGUGAAGGUUCUUGAUCGAGAAGUGAAGGUUCUCUUAAAUUUGAAAAGUGAUUAUAAAAAUGCGACUGGUCAGGAUUGGAAACCAGCUGACACUAAAGUUGCUAGUACUGAAAGUAAGACAAAGCCAGAGAGUAAAGAAAUUUCAAAAGCGAAGAUGAUAUCGGAAGAAAUAAAGAAGCAAGGCGACAAAGUACGAAAUUUAAAAAGCUCGAAAGCCGAUAAGAGCAUUAUUGAUCAAGAAGUGAAGGUUCUCUUAAGCCUGGAAAGUGACUAUAGAAAUACGACUGGUCAGGAUUGGAAGCCCGCGAAUUUGGAGGCAGCGUCGAAAAAGGAAAAGCAAAAUUCUCCCAAGCCCGGAAAGACGUCGGAGAAAGAAGUUGCGAAAAACGCGGAUAGUCAAGAUGCAGAUACAAGCAAAACUGGGACGAGAUUAGGACUGGAGGCGAAGAAGGAAGAGAACUUCUUUGAUUGGUAUUCGCAAGUUAUCACGAAGAGCGGAAUGAUUGAAUAUUAUGACGUGUCAGGAUGCUACAUUCUUCGUCCGUGGAGUUUCUUGAUCUGGGAGAUGAUAAAGGAGUACAUCGAUAAAAAGAUAAAGGCGCUCGGUGUUGAACCAUGCUAUUUUCCGCUGUUCGUUACUCGUGGCGCAUUAGAAAAGGAGAAGGCGCAUAUAACGGACUUUGCGCCGGAAGUCGCGUGGGUAACAAAAUGCGGCGAAGACGAUAUGGCGGAGCCCAUAGCUAUACGGCCUACCUCGGAGACUGUUAUGUACCCGGCUUAUGCCAAAUGGCUGAGGACUGACACCGAGUUACCUCUUAAGCUCAAUCAAUGGAACAACGUUGUGAGAUGGGAAUUUAAAGAUCCCAAACCGUUUCUCCGCACCAGAGAAUUUUUAUGGCAGGAGGGUCAUACCGCGUUUGCUAAGCAGAAGCAAGCGAAAAAGGAAGUGUUUAACAUUUUAGAUAUGUACGCUAAAGUCUAUGAGGAGUUGUUAGCGGUGCCCGUCAUCAAGGGUUAUAAGACUGAAAAGGAGAAGUUCGCGGGUGGCGUUUAUACCACUACUGUCGAAGCGUUCAUUUCAACUAAUGGUCACGCGAUACAGGGAGCGACGAGCCAUCAUCUAGGACAAAACUUUUCGAAAAUGUUUGAUAUCAAAGUAGAAGGUAUCGCGAAAGGAGAAAAAACGUUCGUCUAUCAAAAUUCAUGGGGUUUAACCACACGAACGAUUGGUGUCAUGAUAAUGGUACACGGAGAUGAUCGAGGUUUGGUAUUACCUCCAAAUGUAGCACCAAUACAAGUUGUUGUGAUUCCCUGUGGUAUGGUCGCAAGCAUGUCUGAGUCAAAGAAAGAUGAACUUCUAAAGAAAUGCGCUCGUCUGGAGCGUCAACUGAAAAAGAGUAAAUUUAGAGCGCGGGGUGAUUAUAGAAAUAAUCGAACACCUGGAUGGAAGUUCAAUCACUGGGAGCUGAAAGGCGUACCAAUCAGGAUUGAAUUCGGUCCAAGAGACAUGGAAAGAAAUGAAGUAACACUAGUACGGAGAGAUAACUUUGAGCGAGAAGUUGUCAAAAAAGAUGAGUUAAUUUUAUCGGUAACUUGUAUGCUGAAAAAGGUGCAAGACAGCUUGUUACGGAG
Messenger RNA from Temnothorax curvispinosus, 3410 nucleotides. It is a transcript of the gene GluProRS, whose product is annotated as bifunctional glutamate/proline--tRNA ligase-like. Gene Ontology annotation, cellular component: cytoplasm; aminoacyl-tRNA synthetase multienzyme complex. Gene Ontology annotation, molecular function: proline-tRNA ligase activity; glutamate-tRNA ligase activity; ATP binding. The annotation marks the transcript as partial. The transcript has 8 exons. NCBI's taxonomy places the organism in Eukaryota, Metazoa, Arthropoda, Insecta, Hymenoptera, Formicidae. Gene Ontology annotation, biological process: translation; glutamyl-tRNA aminoacylation; prolyl-tRNA aminoacylation. The record is from RefSeq and is a predicted model, not a curated record.